AGUAUCGACCCUCACAUCUCUGGUCUGGUGAGGAGUAUCGAUAUUUGUGUAUCGAUACAUCCCUACUGCUCCUCGCUCGUCUUCUCUCGUCAUGGCCGCCGCUCCGGACUCUCUCCUCUACCUGGGCCUGGAUUUCAGCACGCAGCAGCUGAAGGUGGUGGCCAUCGAUGAAAACCUCAGCGUGGUUUAUCAGAACAGCGUCCAGUUUGACUCCAAGCUGCCUGAAUUCAGGACUCAGGGAGGAGUUCAUAUCCAUGCUGACAGACUGACAGUCACCUCACCUGUACUGAUGUGGGUCAAGGCUCUGGACGAACUGUUGGACGAGAUGAAGAGGACGGGGUUUGACUUGUCCCGUGUCAGAGCGCUGUCAGGCAGCGGGCAGCAACAUGGCAGCGUGUUCUGGAAGACGGGGGCGUCUCAGACCCUGAAGCAGCUGAACCCAGACCAGACCCUGAACCAGCUGCUGCAGGACAGCUUCGCGGUGAAAGACAGUCCAGUGUGGAUGGACUCCAGCAGCAGGCAGCAGUGUCAGGACCUGGAGGCAGCAGUAGGGGGCGCUCUGAGACUGGCAGAGAUCACCGGAUCCAGAGCCUACGAGCGUUUCACAGGAAGUCAGAUCUCUAAACUGCGUCAGAUCCGAGUGCAGGACUUUUUGGACACCGAGAGGAUCUCAUUGGUCAGCAGCUUUGCAGCGUCUCUUUUCCUCGGUGGUUACGCUGCCAUCGACUCCAGUGACGGUUCAGGGAUGAAUCUGUUGGACAUUGGGACCAGGAACUGGUCUGAGAUCUGUCUGGAAGCCACUGCUCCUCAUCUGGACCGACUGCUGGGAGCUCCUGUGCCCUCAACAUCUGUGCUGGGUCCCGUCUCCUCCUACUUUGUGCAUCGAUACGGUUUCUCAGAAGGCUGCAGAGUGGUGGCUUUCACCGGAGACAAUCCAGCAUCUCUUGCAGGAAUGCGGCUCCAUCAAGGAGACAUCGCUGUGAGUCUGGGUACCAGUGAUACAGUGUUUCUGUGGAUCCAGCAGCCUCGUCCGGCCCUGGAGGGACACGUCUUCUGUAACCCCGUAGACCAGGAAGCCUACAUGGCUCUACUCUGCUUUAAGAACGGAUCUCUGACCAGAGAGCGCGUCAGGAACCAGAGCGCUGGAGGAUCAUGGGAACUGUUUUCUGCUGCUCUGAGAGACACGCCGCUCGGAAACAACGGAAACAUCGGCUUUUAUUUUGACACCAUGGAGAUCACCCCCUCUGCUGUGGGCGUCCAUCGCUUCGACUCAAACAACAGUGAGGUGUCCUCCCUGAGUCCAGAAGUGGAGGUCCGUGCCCUGGUGGAGGGUCAGUUUCUGUCCAGGAGGCUUCACGCUGAGCGGCUGGGAUACUCCAUCAUUCCAGGAACCAGAGUUUUGGCCACAGGAGGAGCUUCUUCCAAUAAAGAGAUUCUUCAGGUUCUGUCUGAUGUGUUCAACGCUCCGGUUUACACCAUCGAUCUGUCCAACUCCGCCUGCCUGGGCUCAGCCUACAGAGCUCUGCACGGUCUGGUAGCCGAGUCUGGAGUCUCCUUCUUUGAUUCGGUGAAGAAGGCGCCGGAGCCUCAGCUGAUGGCAACUCCUCAUCCGACAGCGAAGCAGGUGUACGACCAGAUGUUGACGCGCUUCGCUCAGCUGGAGGAGAGAGUUCUGCAGAAAACCAGCUCCCAUCAGAUCAGCUGUGGAUGAGAUAUUACAUGAAAUGAACCACAGACCUGAAGAUUUACAUGUGAUCAAGUGAAAUCAAUUAGAAGCAGGUUCAUCAUCUCCAACCAUGAAAGUUCAGCCUCACUUACAUGUUAAAGGUUGAUCCAACAAACUACAACUUCCUAACACACAGAUACCACAGCGCCACCUUCAGGAGUCCAGCCUCACCGGGUCAGCGCCUGCACAAUGUUAGGCAGCUGGUUCUAAUGUUAUGGCUGAUGGGUGUACUGACAGAUAUGACUGGGGUCAGACUCUCUGGUCUUUAUCUUCUCAACGAGUCAAGUUUGUACCGUCUCAGAUGUAAUUAAAUGUAUGAUCUUAAUAAAUUAAAUUCUUGUGCCGGA
Mugil cephalus (flathead mullet) is the source of this 2073-nucleotide messenger RNA. It is a transcript of the gene xylb, whose product is annotated as xylulokinase homolog (H. influenzae). Bases 92 to 1711 code for a protein of 539 amino acids. The transcript has 19 exons. Gene Ontology annotation, cellular component: cytosol. Gene Ontology annotation, biological process: D-xylose metabolic process; xylulose metabolic process. The record is from RefSeq and is a predicted model, not a curated record. Gene Ontology annotation, molecular function: D-xylulokinase activity. Lineage: Eukaryota; Metazoa; Chordata; Actinopteri; Mugiliformes; Mugilidae.